CACUUACAACAAUUUAGCGCCACUUUAGUUUCCGAGACACGUCAACCGACAACAGGGGCUGGGCGCUGCCAGCCAAAAGGAUGAGUAAUUUCUACCGCCGACAGCGUCACUCCCAAAAUGCGCUACCACCAGUGUUUGCCGCUAAGACGAAACUAACCUUAUACGAAGCAGAGGCGCGACAGUAAACAAAACGCAACCGACGCGAAGAUACGCGAAUUUUGCGUGAAGCGGAAAACUGUGGAAGUGAAAUAAGAAAACGAAAGUAAAAAUUUUUGUGUAAAUGUGCAUGAAAUUUAAAAAUUGAAAUUUUAUGCAAAUAGAAAUGGAGAACCAGUGAAAAUUAUGCAAAGUAAAUUUUGCAAGUAAAAAUGUUUUGAAAAGUGCUGUGAUUUUCGAAAAUAUUGAAAAUAACAAAUUAAGUUCAAUUGCCCAUUGAAGUGAGCUGUCUGCUGUUGUGUAGUUCGGCAUGCAUUUUCUGCGAAAAAAGGCGAGUCCACAGCCCAGCAACAACAACGCCAACAGCACAAGCAACAAUCAAAAUAACGGUCAAAGUGGCAAUAUAAGUGGCAAUAGUACAAGUAGGCCACCUGAGGGUGAACAGCAUAGUGUUGCAAUAUUAACAACAACAACAACAACAAACAGCACAAAUAAUUGCAAACACAAUUGCAACAACGUCAACGCCGAAGAACACUUGGCGGAGGUGCUGGUUAUGCCGGUGAAUGACACAAAAGCGAUUACAGCAACAACAACAGCAGCAGUUAUAGAAAGACCAACUGUGGCGGAGGCCACUAAGAGCCGCACCAACACAACUGAUGAGAGCCAUGAAGCCGGCAUAAACAGCUGGAACUGUGGCAAUGCGGCAAAUGCGGCAACAACUGCAAGCGAGGCCAACACAAUGGUCGGGGUACGAAGUACGGCUGCCACUGCACCAAUUGCGCAAGAGGAAGACGACGCCGAGGAGGUUUGGUAUUCCGGGGAGGAGGAUGGUGACCCCGAUGUGGAGUUGGCAGAAAAACAACGGGAAAGUUGCUGCUGUUUGGUCAAUGACAACGAACAGUGUUGCCAAGUCGAUAUCGAUUUGAAUAUUAAUUCAGUUACAACAACAACAGUGGCGACAACAGAGAAACCAAUGCAGCGCAGCAAAUCGCGCGUGCGUACAUACUUGAAGCGGUGCAAGGAUCGGCUGACGGGUCAGCAUCAACAGGCGGUCGCAAAUACAACGAAUUCUACAGCAGCAACAACAACAACCGUCAGCAAAACGUAUGUGCAAGAUGAAAAGUGCCAAGAAUCGAUUGGCGUUGUGGUGUCGAGUACAGCGCGCAGCCCAAGCACCCAGCAAUUCUCCGCUCUCGAAGAAAAAAAGGAUGAAGAAAGGAGCAGAGGGGCGUAUGAGGAAGUUGAGAAUAAGGCGUGUACCACUACAUUAAUUGCCACAACCGACCGACAGGGCGGCGCAGUAGCGCACACGCUAUUUUCACCAAUUGCGAUGGUCGUGGAGGAAGAGCGCACGGCGGGAGAGGAGGCGUCGUUGGGGCUAGACGAAGAAGCGCACUUAACAAGCGAACAAUCGGUGUUGGCUUAUGAUGAUAUUGACUUUAGUUCGCCGUCACCGUCAGUGUUGACGGACAGCGGUAGUUCAAAUGUCAGUGCUGACCAACAACAACAACAACAUCCGACACUGUUGCCCUCUGCUAAGCAUAAGCGCGACGCCCUCACUUUGGCGGCCGCUGAAGUUGAAGUCCAAGUUGAUGACUCGGCUGAUUUAACUGUCGAACAAGAGACAAGACAGAUGCAACAAAAAAUGCCAACAACAGAUACAAAGUGACAGCCUGCAAACUGGCAAGCUAAAGUGCUCAACCGUUGCCGCUGAUGGCGGUAGAAGAAAAUUGCUACAACAACAAACACAGCAACAACAGUCGCUCAUGAAUAUCAGCAGCAGCUGUCCGCCACUUGUCAAGGAGGAACAAUUAGCUUGCGCUAUACAUAUGGACUCGGGCACCGCUGCGCUGAUUGACAAACACCUCGCCGCCAUUUAUCCUGUCUAUAUGGCGUGUACACGCUCGAUUCUAAUUCGGCAAGCCCGCGAUUUACUUGUCUGUUCCUAUCUCGGCUGCUUGCAGUCGUUCGAAAUGGAAUUCCUAUGCAAAUUUGCCGAAAUUGCUGCUGAGCUGCGGCAACGGCAUGCCGUCGGUGUGGUGAGUAAUCUACUCGAUAUGUGUUUGGGGAUUCUUGACCUAAGCGCAACACUAAAGUUAAAUAAUUGACAUAACAGCUGUUGUGAUUGGGUAAUCUGGCCAAAAUAGACAGUAAUUGGUAUGUGUAGGAAUCUUAUAGACAGUAAUAUACUCGAAAAGUUGUAUAUUAAAUUGAUAUUGUAUAAUUUGGUUUUCAGCACGAAGAUUUUAGAAAUUAGUGAACAUUAAGUUAGAGUAAAAGCUCGAGUCAUUAUAAAAAUUGUGAUAACGCUAGUUAAACCAAAGAGAAGUAAAGAAAAUUUUGUAGAACAUAUAUAAAUGAGAAAAACUAUAUUAAUAAAGUAAGGAAGUGCUUAAUUCGAGCGAGACCAAAAGUGAAAGCUUUUAAGAAUUUGUGUAUGAAAAUAUUCUCUAAAAUACAUUAAUGUGGUAAUAAUGUUAUCAAUUAAGGGGUUAGGUGUUGUCAGAGUCACGAAAAAACUAGAAUUUUUAAUAAUUUUUCCAAUAAAUAAUUUUAUUUUAUAAAAGUGAAAACGAAGCUUCAUAAAUUAUGUUUCGACCUGACUUGACAGAAAUUUGGUAAAAAAAAAAAAUUAAAAAUUAAUAACUCUUUGUGUUGAUCCGGUUCCAGCCG
Bactrocera oleae (olive fruit fly) is the source of this 2829-nucleotide messenger RNA. NCBI's taxonomy places the organism in Eukaryota, Metazoa, Arthropoda, Insecta, Diptera, Tephritidae. The record is from RefSeq and is a predicted model, not a curated record.